Molecule: messenger RNA, 2127 nt
Organism: Carica papaya (papaya)
Lineage: Eukaryota; Viridiplantae; Streptophyta; Magnoliopsida; Brassicales; Caricaceae
Source: RefSeq, a predicted model, not a curated record
GCCCCGUGUCUCCGCUACUCCGUUACUUAAAACCCUAGCUUCCUUGGCGGCACUCUUAUUAUCUUCUCGCUCGGAAAGAAGUUCCAACAGAAAAGGCUUUGUCUCUCCCCUCACCCUCUCAAGCGAAAAUGGAGGGAUCUGUGGAGGAAACCGCGAAAUCAGUAUCGGAAUUGACAGUGGAUUCAUCGUCCUCCGAGCCGGCAGUUUCUACUGAAACACAGAGCAAGAAUGCUCGCAAGAAGGAAUUGAAGAGCAAGCAGAGGGAAGAAGAGAGAAGACGUAAAGAGGAGGAGAAGGCUAAACAGGCUGCUGCCAAGGCUAGCUCGCAGAGUCAGAAAUCAAUAUUAGCGGAUGAUGAAGAUAUGGAUCCAACUCAAUACUUUGAAAAUAGGCUAAAGUAUCUUGUGACUCUGAAGGCAGAAGGGGAGAAUCCCUAUCCUCACAAAUUUGAAGUUUCCAUGUCUAUUUAUCAGUACAUAGAGAAGUAUGGAGGUUUGAGCAAUGGGGAACAUCUUGAGGAUGUUGGAGUGUCCUUGGCUGGUCGAAUCAUGAACAAAAGAUCUUCCUCAUCCAAGCUAUUCUUUUAUGAUCUGCAUGGUGGUGGGUUUAAGGUCCAAGUUAUGGCUGAUGCAAGCAAGUCGGGCAUGGAUGAAGCAAAUUUUUCAAAGUUCCAUGCCAGUGUUAAACGUGGUGAUAUUGUUGGUAUCACUGGGUUUCCAGGAAAAACUAAAAGAGGGGAAUUGAGCAUUUUUCCAAGAUCAUUUAUAGUUUUAUCUCACUGCCUUCACAUGAUGCCCAGACAAAAACCUGGUCCAAGUUCAGAUACUGCGAAUAAAGGUGUUUCAUGGGUUCCAGGAAGUACUAGGAAUCCAGAAGCAUAUAUUUUAAAAGAUCAGGAAACCCGGUAUCGUCAACGGUAUCUUGAUUUGAUGUUGAAUACGGAAGUUCGCCAAAUAUUCAAGACCAGAUCCAAGAUUGUUUCGUAUGUCAGGAGCUUCCUUGACAACCUUGAUUUCUUGGAGGUUGAGACACCUAUGAUGAACAUGAUUGCUGGAGGAGCAGCUGCGCGUCCAUUUAUUACACAUCAUAAUGAACUGAACAUGAGGCUGUACAUGCGAAUUGCACCUGAACUCUAUCUUAAGGAGUUAGUUGUUGGUGGACUUGAUCGUGUUUACGAGAUAGGAAAAAUGGCAGCAUCUUGUUGCCUUUUCACGAGCAAUUUUUUCUCUAAAAAAAUUAUAUGGUUUGACUUCCACAGGAGGAUUGAUAUGAUAGAGGAGUUAGAGAAGAUUGCUAACCUCUCAAUACCAAAAGACUUGGCCAGUGAUGAGGCAAACAAGUACCUGGCAAAUGCAUGUUUAAAGUUUGAUGUCAAAUGCCCUCCUCCUCAAACAACAACUCGUUUGUUAGACAAGCUCGUGGGGCACUUUUUGGAAGAGACGUGUGUAAAUCCUACCUUCAUCAUUAACCAUCCUGAGAUAAUGAGCCCCUUGGCAAAGUGGCAUAGAUCGAAACCUGGCCUAACAGAACGCUUUGAAUUGUUUGUCAACAAGCAUGAACUUUGCAAUGCAUAUACCGAGUUGAAUGACCCUGUUGUACAACGUGAACGAUUUGCUGAACAGCUCAAGGACCGACAGUCGGGUGAUGAUGAAGCAAUGGCUUUGGAUGAAACAUUUUGUACUGCUCUUGAGUAUGGGUUGCCUCCCACUGGUGGUUGGGGAAUGGGUAUUGACCGGCUGGCUAUGUUGUUAACUGACUCACAGAAUAUCAAGGAGGUUCUUCUCUUCCCAGCCAUGAAACCUCAGGAUGAGCCAACAUCUGCUAAAGCUGUAGCUACAUGAAGAAUUUGGAUCCAGUAAGCGAGCAACCGGUUCAUAUCUAGCACUUUUUUUGCCAGUGAGACUUGCAAGCUGCUUGAACACGGUUAGAAGUUUUGUGGGAUUGUCAUAAUUUCUUGUUUAAAUAUAAAAAAUAUGCCAAUUUUUUUUUUCUCCACAAUACAAAUAUGUCUUAUUUAUUUAAUUCAGAAUGUUAAUGUUCUAUAAUCAUGGGAAUACUGUAUUAUCCAUUAGGAGGUUUUUUAUUUUUGGAAACUUUUCAACAUAGAAGAAGCAAAAGUUUGCACGA